Cryptococcus amylolentus CBS 6039 is the source of this 1089-nucleotide messenger RNA. RefSeq lists its product as hypothetical. Gene Ontology annotation, cellular component: cytoplasm; nucleus. The transcript has 7 exons. The coding region runs from base 56 to 946 and encodes 296 amino acids. The record is from RefSeq and is a predicted model, not a curated record. Gene Ontology annotation, molecular function: RNA binding; sequence-specific DNA binding; RNA endonuclease activity. Lineage: Eukaryota; Fungi; Basidiomycota; Tremellomycetes; Tremellales; Cryptococcaceae.
CUUGAGUCCACAAUUGAACCAGACUUCUCGCAUUCAAGCAGAUCAUACCAUCACCAUGGCCGCUGCUAUAUCUCAACUACCGAGCUCCGAUCUCUCCCACUUCUCAAGGAAGCAGCACCUCGCCCAAACCUUCGAAGCCUACCGAGCCGAGCUCGACGAUGAAAAUGCUCUCAGGGAAUCACUGAUAAUCCUCUCCCGCUCCAUCACCCAGCUCUCCAAGAAACUCAUCUUCCACCUUCACCGCGGUGCCACCCUGCCCACCCCUGCCCAGCGUCAGAAGAAUCUCGAACAAGGCAAAGGCAAGGAGAGAGAGAUUGCGCUGCUUUUUGAGCAGAUCAGAGAUAAGCUGCGGAAGGCGAAUAAGCGAAGUGGGAUGAGAAAGGGUGGAAAGGGUGAGGAGGAGAGGGAGGUCAGGGAAGAAGAGGAAGAGGAUGGAUGGGAGUGGGGUUUCUGGAAGUGGAGAAAGUCUGUUACACCUGGACUAGAAGAGUACAUCGAAGGUCUCUCGUUCAUGUGGUAUCUCGAACACGGCAGCCUCGUCUCUCUCGAAGAUGUCCAAAAAGCCGUGUCUGAUGAGAACGGCCAGCCGUACCUCGUCGUCACACCAGAAGACUACAUCCUCGGUAUGUCUGACCUCACCGGCGAGCUCAUGCGAUACGCCACCAACGCUCUGGGUACUGGCGACCACGAAACACCGUUAGCAGUCUGCGACUUCGUCCGAACAGUCAAAACCCACUUUGACGCCAUUAACCCCGACUCUCUCAGGCAACUCUCAAAGAAACAAGACGAGACCCAACGCUCUUUGGAGAAGAUCGAAAAAGUCUGCUACGCCCUCCGCCUUCGACUUAUCGAAUUUGCCGACCGGCCUGAUAUCCUCGCGCAGAUGGCAAAGAGGGCGUUGGAUGAUGUUGCUGAUAAGGGUGGGAGUGGACCUGCUGCUGAGUAAUACUCAGGCUCGAGAGACAUGCGCAGGGUAUAUGAAGGGAGCCGGAGAGAAUACAAGACCAGCAGCAUCGACAGAUAUAUCGGCAUCAUUUGUACAGUAAUCAUACAGGCAUCUGGCUGUGGACGAGUAUCAUAUGUACUGAA